This is a messenger RNA of Humulus lupulus (European hop), 2875 nucleotides long. Its product is annotated as LEAF RUST 10 DISEASE-RESISTANCE LOCUS RECEPTOR-LIKE PROTEIN KINASE-like 2.1. Gene Ontology annotation, biological process: protein phosphorylation. NCBI's taxonomy places the organism in Eukaryota, Viridiplantae, Streptophyta, Magnoliopsida, Rosales, Cannabaceae. The transcript is spliced from 5 exons. The record is from RefSeq and is a predicted model, not a curated record. Gene Ontology annotation, molecular function: protein kinase activity; ATP binding. Bases 143 to 2272 code for a protein of 709 amino acids.
UCAUAACCAAACAAAGAUGGAGAUACUGAAGCCUAGCAUAUCUCCAGCUCAAUCUGCUUGGGCUCACUCAGCCUCCUCCUCUAUUUAUACCAUUACCACCACCACUCGCUCUUAGCCCCAGAGAAAUAAAUACAAGAAAUUAAUGGGUUCCACAAUUUAUCCGGCGAUUCUCCUCAGCCUGCUCUUCAUCUCGGCCUACCUCAAGGCCCAAAUUUCUGCCCAGGAGGCGCCGAUUUUCACCUUCAGUGCGACGUGUCGAGGCUUAGUAGACUACGUGGUUCCCAACGCCACCACUCUCGGCGGCGUCCAAGCUCUCUUUGGUAUCAAAAGCUUAUACACUCUCCUCGGUGCCAACGACCUCCCGACCUCGACUCCACACAAAGCAAAAGUGGCCGCGAGGGAGACUAUCAAAAUCCCGUUCCCCUGCGCCUAUAUUAACAAAACGGGCGCCUCGAACCAGGUCCCGAUGUAUACCGUGCAGGCCGGAGACUCACUCUAUCAUAUAGCCAAUGAUAUUUUCUCGAAUCUGGCAUCUUACAAGCGGAUCGUCGAUGUUAACGACAUAUCUGAUGUGAGUUUGAUUGAGGUGGGGCAGAAGUUGUGGAUUCCGCUACCAUGUAGCUGUGACGAGUUGAACGGAGCCAAGGUGAUCCAUUACGGACACGUGGUGGAAACUGGGAACUCGGUGAAGGGGAUUGCUCAGAAAUUUGGUACUACAGAGGAAGCGAUACUGACCCUGAACAGUGCGAUUGCUGACGGUACGCCUCUCAUGGCCGGUCAACUCCUCGACGUUCCUCUUAAAGUUUGUUCAUCAUCAGUGAGGUCAGACUCGUUAGACAGUCCUUUAUUUUUGCCUAAUGGGGCCUAUGAUGUCACUGCUAAUGACUGUGUCAAAUGCAGUUGCGAUUCCUCAAAAAGUUGGACAUUACAAUGUGAGGCAGCUCAACUUACGCCGACCAAGGCGUGCCCUUCCAUGAAGUGUCCAAAUUCGAAUUUAGCUUUGGGGAAGAGCACUGCCGACACCAGUUGCAGCAUCACAACCUGUUCGUAUGUUGGUUUCAAUAACCAAACCAUCUUCACCACCUUACUCAACCUGUCCACUACUUGUUCAGGACAAAAGAGGAAACUGAAGUUAGGAGUAGGACUAGCGGUUAUUUUUGCUGGAAUUGGGACACUUGUGGUUAUGUUGAUCUGCUGUUUGAGGAAGUUCCCAUCACAUUGUUCAACCUUCUUUUGGAAGAAACAUAAUCAUGCCCAUCAAAGUAUUGAGACAUUCCUAAAUAACUGUGGUCCUCUUCAAGUUAGUAGAUAUAGUUAUUCAAAUAUUAAGAAAAUGACAAACUCAUUCACAGAAAAACUAGGCCAAGGAGGCUAUGGUAGUGUUUACAAAGGAAAAUUACUUGAUGGACAUCUUGUUGCAGUGAAGAUGUUAAAUGAAUUGAAAGCCAACGAUGGAGAAGAAUUUAUUAAUGAGGUGGCAGCAAUUAGUAGAACUUCCCAUGUCAAUGUUGUCAGGUUGUUAGGAUUUUGUUUUGAGGGUCCUAAAAAGGCUCUCAUUUAUGAAUACAUGCCUAAUGGCUCUCUCGAAAAAUUUGCAUAUAAUGAAAAUGAAACUGAAGAAAGUUAUCAAUUGGAUUGGGAAACAUACUAUAGAAUCUCACUUGGCACUGCUAGGGGACUAGAAUAUUUGCAUCGAGGUUGCAACACUCGGAUUUUACAUUUUGACAUCAAGCCUCAUAACAUCCUUUUGGAUGCAGACUUUGUGCCAAAAAUCUCAGAUUUUGGUCUAGCCAAAAUCUGCACUAGGAAAGAUAGUCUAGUCUCAAUGUUGGGUCCAAGAGGUACUAUAGGGUAUAUUGCUCCAGAAGUUAUCUAUAGAAACUUUGGAGGGGUUUCCCACAAGUCUGAUGUCUAUAGUUAUGGAAUGAUGAUUUUAGAAAUGGUGGGUGGGAGAAAAAAUGCGAAUGUUAGAGCUGACAAUACCAGUGAAAUAUAUUUUCCACAAUGGAUCUACAAGCGUCUUGAGGUUGAAGAACUAGGACUAAAGAAAAUUAUGAAUGAAGAAGACAAUGAAAAAGCGAGGAAAAUGAUUAUGACGAGCUUAUGGUGCAUACAAACUAUUCCCUCAAACCGACCAGCAAUGAGCAGAGUCAUAGAAAUGUUGGAAGGUAGCCUUGACUCCUUGCAAGUACCACCUAAGCCUUUCUUAUCCUCACCACCAAGAUCACCAACAUCUGAAUCUUCUAACACAUUUGUUUCUCUAGAUGUAUAAAAAAAUCUCAAACAUAUUUGGAGGUAUACAGAUAAUACUGUAUGAAUGGAAGCACUUGGUUAAAUAGCAAAACUAUCUUGCAAUGUUCAUCAAGAAAAUUUCAAUUCUUUCCCUAAUGUUUUUGUUUGAGCCAAAAUGUUGUAGUAGAUUGUUUUUACCUACAUCACAUUUCCAUGUACCUAUAAAAACAGCACUAGUUACCCCACGAAUUGUUUCCCUCCCCCAAAGCCCAAUGCAUUUGCUUUACUUCAUUGGAAGACCAACAGAGAAUUAUAUUGCUCUAAAGAUCUUACAUCUUUACUAGCAGUAGUAACAGAGGUGAAGUAAUUACCAUCUUAAGUAAUACAUAUUGAAAUAUAUAUAUAUAUAUGUAUAGUUUUGUGACAUUAUUAAUAAACAAUCUCGAAUUCAAUCUCUUCAAGUUUUGGACUUCAUUCUUACUGUGGUGCAACAAACUAUAGUCCAAUGAAGUUUGAAGAGGUAGUCUAGUACAACAUUAACUCAUAGCAGUAUUUUACAGUAUAAUUUUUACCAGAUACCAAUUACAUUUUUUAAAUAAUAUGUUAAACUAAUAAAAGUGGGCUGGAAUUUGAUACUUUAAAA